AGGACUUACACUACACUGGCCUCAAACUGGCCACUCAGAGAAGGGUUGUCGUAUUCUGAGGCGAUCAAAUCACCAUAUUCGGCGCUGAGUCGUGUGUGUUUACUCGGUUGAUGCUUUGUGUUGCCCAAGUCUGCCAGCCAGAAGGGCAUCGGAGGGUUAGGGUUGUGCUUAACACUUCCCCACGCUCCCGCCGAGACCAUGGCUCCAGCGCGGACGCCGGUGCUGCGGCACCUCCUGAGCUGCCAGACGCGCACACUGCGGGCAUCGAACCAGCGACGGUGGGCGCAGGUGCACGACGUGCGCUUCCUGGCGACGACGCAGCAGCCGCGCAGCGUGCUCGAGAGAUACCGCGACAAGCUCGACCGCAAGGCCCGCGAGGAGGGCCACGCCGACAUCGACUCGCUCAAGGCCGCCUACGCCGACAAGAUCAAGGCUCUGCGUCAGGACGCCGUUGCCGCCCCCCUCACCACCACCACCGGCCCGGCGCCGUCUUCCCAACCCGAAGCAGCAUCCCAACAACAACAACAGCCACCACCAGUAGCAGCAGCAGCAUCCCACCCCGCUCCUCCAAAAUCCACCUCUUCCGCCUCCCCAACAGGCAUCAAACCCCUUUCGGAAAUCCUAGACCUGCAAAAAGCAGCGGCACUCCCCCUCGAAGAGCUGACCGCCAUCUGGCGCCUGCGGCACGCAGCCAACCCGAACUCGCUCUGCGCGGUAAUCCCCGCCGCGACCUUCGCGACCAUGAACGCGCUGGCGCGGGCGCACCCGCAGUUCGUGCUGCCCGUGCCGCACCCGCAGCAGGGCGGCGCCGAGAUGCACUUCCUGCAGUGGACGUGGGACGCGCCGACGCGCAGCGCCACCGUGCUGUUCACCCGCCUGGCCGAGUACAAGGCGCGCGGCGAGUUCGCCGCGCCGCACACCACCGCCACGCACUACUACGGCGACGAGCUGGCCACCUCCGCCGCCGCGGCGGCGGGCGGCGGCAAGGGGGGCGUCGUGCUCAUGCAGGGCGCCGUGGUCGCUGAUCGCGGGGUCAAGGUCGAGGAGGCCAGGUGGUUGGUCAUGUGUCUGCAGCGGUUCUAUGGCGGGUGGGAUGGGGUCGAGAGCAGGGAGCGGGCGGAGGAGAGGAGGCGGUUGUUGGAGUGGUUUGGGAAAGGGGAUGCGAGGUUUAGCGUGGAGAAGUUGAUGGAGGAGGCGGAGAGGAUGGGGUAGGUCGACUUAGUGUUGGUGCUGGUGUAUUGAUAUGGGGUAGUGAGGGGGGAAAACCGGUUUGUAGGAUAGAUGGGAUCAGUGUGGCAU
Messenger RNA from Thermothielavioides terrestris NRRL 8126, 1299 nucleotides. RefSeq lists its product as uncharacterized. The transcript has 2 exons. Gene Ontology annotation, biological process: mitochondrial proton-transporting ATP synthase complex assembly. Gene Ontology annotation, cellular component: mitochondrion. NCBI's taxonomy places the organism in Eukaryota, Fungi, Ascomycota, Sordariomycetes, Sordariales, Chaetomiaceae. Bases 199 to 1212 code for a protein of 337 amino acids. The record is from RefSeq and is a predicted model, not a curated record.